Messenger RNA from Racocetra fulgida, 1531 nucleotides. The record is from the annotation of a GenBank genome assembly. NCBI's taxonomy places the organism in Eukaryota, Fungi, Glomeromycota, Glomeromycetes, Diversisporales, Gigasporaceae.
AUGGCUUUAUUAGUAUUCAAAUCUGAAGCCACCUCAUCAACAGUCGAUAAUCAUUCCAUUCCUAUAACAAUUGGAUGGUUUCGUCUAAAAUCAAAAAUUCGGGCUUUUCAAACAUCUUGGCAUCUUGACCCCGUGAAUCCUGUCAUUUACGUCACCUUCCCUUCAUUAACUCGAGCUCAGGAAAGUUCGAAAAAUUAUGCAUUAUCACCUCCAGAUAUUUCCGGAAUACCGCAGCAACAAAGUUAUAAUACUUAUCCUAACCCUGAGUAUGCAAGACUAGUAGCUUAUUCUUUAUAUUUUUACGAAGCACAAAGAACAUUAAACGAUGGUCAAGAUGUUGACCUUGAUUUAAGUGGAGUAAAGUGGAGUCAAGGUUAUCAAUUAGCAAAUCAAACCCAAUAUUUAAUGGAUAUGAUAAAAUGGGGAACUGAUUGGUUAAUAAAAGCCAGUUCGAAUACGAACAGUACAGAUGAUCAAUAUCUAUACGUGAUGGUUGGUAAUCUGGACAUUGAUCAUAACUAUUGGGGACCUGAUACAAAUUUUCCUACUCGACGUCCAUCGUCAAAGGUGAAUGCCAGUGCUCAUGGGACUGAUGUUGCGGGAGAAGUGGCGGCAGCAUUUGCUGCAUCUUCUAUAUUAUUUCGAUCUAAUAAUUCAACAUAUGCUGAUACACUUUUAACAUAUGCGAAAAAUUUAUAUUCUUUUGCCGAAACAACACCUUUCAGGUUAUAUCAAAAUUCUGCCCCUUUAGUUAGAGAUGGAUAUAGUUCUAGCAAUUAUUCUGAUGAAUUGAUAUGGGGUGCACUUUGGCUAUAUCGCGCGACGAAUGACGCAACCUAUCUUAACAAAGCAGUUAAUUAUUUUGGCUCUAAUUCAUUUACUUCAAAGAAAGUAUUUAACUGGGAUGAAAAAACUGGUGGAUGUUAUGUGUUAUUUGCCAAAUUAUUUCAACAAUCUGGACAGGAUACAACCAGAUGGAAAUUAUUGGCAGAACGAUACUUGGAUAGUAUUAUAAAAACAUCUGGUGGUGAUUGCACAUUUACUGAUGGUGGUCUUUUUUGGUGUGAUGGAGAUAGUGAUGAAGCAUCCCUCAGCGUUUCUUUUGGAGCCGCUUUUCUGUGUUUAGUUUAUGCACCAAUCGCUACUUCAGAUACUAAAACUCGUGCAUAUAUAAAUUUCGCUUUGACACAAAUUGAUUACGCUCUUGGUAAAAAUCCUCUUAAUACACCAUAUGUUAUUGGUGUUCAUCCAAACUCACCACAUAAUCCUCAUCAUGCUGGUGCGCAUGGUGGAACUAAUGCAAAUAAUUUGAAUGAUCCACCUGAAACACAACAUAUUUUAUAUGGUGGAGUUGUAGGUGGUCCGGAUAAAAAUGAUGGCUUUAGCGAUUCAAGAAGUGAUUAUGCACACACUGAGGUUGCAAUGGAUUAUAAUGCAGCAUUUCAAGGUUUAAUGGCCUAUCAAAUGAUCAAUUCUCGUACUGAUCCAUAUUAUGUUAGCGUUCCUCCCGGCAGACCAUCAAGAAAAACCA